Molecule: messenger RNA, 370 nt
Organism: Paramecium pentaurelia
Lineage: Eukaryota; Ciliophora; Oligohymenophorea; Peniculida; Parameciidae
Source: the annotation of a GenBank genome assembly
AUGGGAACAUGUUAAUUUGAAGCUUAGAAAUAAUAUAAACAAGACAGUCUUAACGAUAUUGAAGCAUCAUCCUAACCUUAUAUCGUUUAAUUGAAACUUACUCCCCUUGUUAGUAACAUAACCGGUGAUGAUGAUAAAAUGGAUGAAUUAUACUAUGAUAUUGAAAAAUAAAUCUCUAUAAAAUAAGUAUAAUUAUCAAUUAUAAUAGGAAAAAGAAUAAGUAGGUGUCAGUGAACUUAAAUUCUCUUCAAAAUUGUAUUUAACUCACGAUGAUCCUUCUUAUAUCUAAUCUGAUCACCUUUAAUAGACUCCGAAGCCAUCAAAAAAAAGUAAGAAUCUAAAUGCAAAAUUCAAAGAGAUGAUUAUAUGA